This is a messenger RNA of Pisolithus orientalis, 588 nucleotides long. RefSeq lists its product as uncharacterized. The record is from RefSeq and is a predicted model, not a curated record. The transcript has 4 exons. The coding region runs from base 1 to 588 and encodes 195 amino acids. Lineage: Eukaryota; Fungi; Basidiomycota; Agaricomycetes; Boletales; Pisolithaceae.
AUGGCCACCCAAACACUGAAGGAGACUGUCAUGCAUGACCAUCGCGAAUUGUUCUAUGAUCAGUACAAGAACGCUGCGGACGCGGAGAGCAAGGAAAAGUGGUCCAACCAAUAUACCUGGGUGGUGACCAGGCAUUCCGUCAGCGAAGAGAUAGUCGUCUAUCCACUCUUCGAAAAGAAGCUCGGGGAGGAAGGUAAGAAAAUGGCGGAUAAGGACCGCACCGAGCAUAGGGAAGUCAAAGUCUUGUUAGCCCGCGUUGGAAAUCUCUCUGUUGGUGCACCCGAACACGAAAACGUCCUGAGCAAGGUGAACGACGUCCUUGCCGAGCACAUGAAAGGCGAGGAGGAACACGACCUCCCUCUGUUGGAGUCCAAGUUGCAGACGGAGGAGUCUUACAACGCCGAACGUGAAUUUCAGAGGACCAAGGCUCUUGCACCCACGAGGCCCCAUCCCACGGCACCAGACAAGCCACCGUACGAAAUUUUGGCUGGGUUCCUUGCUCUCCCCAUGGACAAGAUCAAAGACCUGUUUUCGAAAUUCCCGACAGAGGAAGAGAUCAAAGCAGCUAAGGGGAAGGCUGGCAUUUAG